Messenger RNA from Zalophus californianus (California sea lion), 333 nucleotides. RefSeq names its product 60S ribosomal protein L35a-like. Gene Ontology annotation, biological process: ribosomal large subunit biogenesis; cytoplasmic translation. Gene Ontology annotation, molecular function: structural constituent of ribosome. The coding region runs from base 1 to 333 and encodes 110 amino acids. The record is from RefSeq and is a predicted model, not a curated record. Lineage: Eukaryota; Metazoa; Chordata; Mammalia; Carnivora; Otariidae. Gene Ontology annotation, cellular component: cytosolic large ribosomal subunit; ribosome. The transcript has a single exon.
AUGUCUGGAAGGCUGUGGUCCAAGGCCAUUUUUGCUGGCUAUAAGCAGGGUCUCCGGAACCAGAGGGAGCACACAGCUCUUCUUAAAAUCGAAGGUGUUUAUGCUCGAGAUGAAACGGAAUUCUAUCUAGGCAAGAGAUGUGCUUAUGUGUACAAAGCAAAGAACAACAUAGUGACUCCUGGUGGCAAACCAAACAAAACCAGAGUAAUCUGGGGAAACGUAACUCGUGCUCAUGGAAACAGUGGCAUGGUUCGUGCCAAAUUCCGAAGCAACCUUCCUGCUAAAGCCAUUGGCCACAGAAUCCAUGUGAUGCUGUACCCCUCAAGGAUUUAA